Drosophila ananassae is the source of this 953-nucleotide messenger RNA. Its product is annotated as dynein light chain roadblock-type 1. The coding region runs from base 577 to 915 and encodes 112 amino acids. NCBI's taxonomy places the organism in Eukaryota, Metazoa, Arthropoda, Insecta, Diptera, Drosophilidae. Gene Ontology annotation, molecular function: dynein intermediate chain binding. The record is from RefSeq and is a predicted model, not a curated record. Gene Ontology annotation, biological process: microtubule-based movement. The transcript has 3 exons. Gene Ontology annotation, cellular component: cytoplasm; centrosome; cytoplasmic dynein complex.
CUAUUGCUGCGACCGACGACCGAAACGUCCGACGUAAUAAAAUCCCUUACGCGCUGCAGGCAGCGCAGCCAGCCACAUGCUUCUCUUUUAUAUUUAUAAAUUGAGCCAGCCCUUAUGUGUUCAACUCUCCGUUAUAUACAUUUAUUUACAACAACAAAAGCAACAACAACAACCAGUCUCUGUGCGUGAGUGUGGUUGUGUGCGCGUCGUGUUUUUGUGAUGCCUUCGUCGAUAUUGAAAGUAUAUGUGUACAUGUGUACAUUAGGGCGGUCCUCGUUUCUUUAGAAAUUUUGACAUUGACAAAACUAAAGAUCCAUGUUUUUUGUUGAUAAUUUUAAGAUUUAAAAACAAAUCUAUAUAAAAAAAAAAAAACAUAGAACUAAAGCCAAAGACAAUAACUAGCAUAUGAAUAAUAAAAAAAAACUGGAAAAACUAAUGCUGAAUAAUGGAAUUCUUGUUUUGAAAUUAGAAACGCUAUCAUUUCACAAUAAGAGCUACCAAAUGUACCUUGGAAACCAAAAAAACAAUUAGAAAUGGGUUAAUUUUUAAGAACCGCUCGCACCCGGCAACAGCAAAAUGUUUUCCGCUCCUGAAAGGCCUCUCAGAACUCUUCGUUAUGUGGAAAAAGCUUUUGAUUUAAUCAAGGAACGAAAAAAUGUCCGUGAUAUAGUAAUUCUUAACGACGCGGGUAAUCCUGUAAAGAGUACCAUGGAUCGGGAUGACGCUGUACAGUUUUCAGGACUCUUUCAAGCAAUUCGUGGGAGACUAGAGCGAGGAAUGGCCAAAAUAGACCCCACAGACGAAUUGUUAAUGUUGAGGGUGAGGACAAAGACAAAUGAGGUCCUUUUGGUGCCUGAUUCGAAAAUAACGGUAUUAGUUCUUCAGGAUGCUCAGGAUAAUUUUGAAACAAUCUAAAUAAAAAAAAAAUAAAUAGCCCUUUUAAAUAAGAAUAA